AUGUCCAUGAAGCCACGGCCCACGCCGCCGUUCAUCAACAGGUUGAUCGUUGGUACUAUUGCCACGAUCGCUGGGAUAUAUGUCAUAAAAGACGCAGGAAAAGACUUUGAGUGGAUCAAGUUCGAGCCGCACUCCCCCGACGAGAUCGAGAGAAGGCGCAAAGAAGGUGUUGGCAUGAAGAUGAAGACCUUGGAGACUCGUACGUUGGACUACACCCCUGAAGCGAAGGAGAGGUUGAAGAAGUUGGUGGAGGAGAACCAGAAAGAUGACUGA
Suhomyces tanzawaensis NRRL Y-17324 is the source of this 273-nucleotide messenger RNA. RefSeq lists its product as uncharacterized. Lineage: Eukaryota; Fungi; Ascomycota; Pichiomycetes; Serinales; Debaryomycetaceae. The record is from RefSeq and is a predicted model, not a curated record. The coding region runs from base 1 to 273 and encodes 90 amino acids. The transcript has a single exon.